AUGGCGAUCUUCUUGGCCCACGAGGUUUUCUCCCACUUGGCUCCAAUGUCUCCCUCCACAAACCUCUUCCGAACCUGCUUCUCUCUGGCCGAGGGCGAGAUCCUGAUCUUGAAGUCCGUCAACCACAGCUUGUUGAAGUUCAUUGCCUGCCGACGGACUCCCGUGCACGGUCCGUCCACUAGAGCCGUUCUCUGGUUAAUGACGUCGAUAAUGACGCACAGCUUUCCCUUGUCCACCCCGUCAGCGACCAACGCCACUCGCCCCACCUCUACAAAACGUUUAAACACCUACGGAGAAAGUAUACAACGCGAGGAAUAUGCAAAGCUCUUACCAUGACGGUUCUUUGAUGAUAAAACCGGAACAGUCGUUGAACACGCCACGCGGUCAAAACCACAAAAGCGCAUG
This is a messenger RNA of Geodia barretti, 405 nucleotides long. NCBI's taxonomy places the organism in Eukaryota, Metazoa, Porifera, Demospongiae, Tetractinellida, Geodiidae. The record is from the annotation of a GenBank genome assembly.